Rubroshorea leprosula is the source of this 1696-nucleotide messenger RNA. NCBI's taxonomy places the organism in Eukaryota, Viridiplantae, Streptophyta, Magnoliopsida, Malvales, Dipterocarpaceae. The record is from the annotation of a GenBank genome assembly.
UGAAAGGACCUUGUUUCUUGUGAAUGAAAAACAAGUGUUGGGACAGUUUUCCGUAAUUAUAGUAUUGCUGUGAGUCUGAGCAAAACAACCUAGAGAACAAGUAACCAUGACAGCCCUGCAGUCAGUGUAUCAAGCAAAGGAACAGUUUGGCAAGCUUCAUCCACUGAACGAUCCAUCCAUUUUUUCCGUUCUAGCUUCCGCAACCGGAGCAAUCUGGUGCUGCAACACAACUGCGCCGAGAGGCGCCACGCGAAAGGGACCAGAGCGGCAGAGUGCUGCUUCUGUAGAGGAUGAGGGGCCUAAGUAUGGAAAAAUCACUACUUUGUUAUAUCCUCCAGGAAGGUUGGCUCGGGCUCAGAAUCAGGGCAAGAUCAAGAAAAUGGUGAAGGAAACUGAGUACUAUGAAGUUCUUGGUGUGAGUCCAUCUGCUUCUGAGGAGGAGAUUCGCAAAGCUUAUUAUCUUAAGGCAAGGCAAGUUCAUCCAGAUAAGAAUCCAAAUGAUCCUCGGGCUGCUGAGAGAUUCCAGGAAUUAGGUGAAGCUUAUCAAAUUCUGAGUGAUCCAGUCCAGAGAGAUGCAUAUGAUCGAAAUGGAAAGCACUGCAUAUCUAAGGAAACCAUGCUUGAUCCUACAGCAGUCUUUGCACUUCUCUUUGGAAGUGAAUUAUUUGAGGACUAUAUUGGACAUCUAGCUGUAGCGUCAAUGGCCUCUCCUGAAUUAGCUGUGGAAAGCAGCAAUCCUGAAAAACUACAGGAUACGUUGAAGGCAAGUGACAAACAUGGAUUUGUACAGCGUGCAGAAUCCGAAGCCAGACGGCUAUCUGAUGCUGCUUUUGGACUUGAUAUAUUACACACCAUUGGCUACAUUUACUCGAGACAGGCAGCACAGGAACUUGGGAAGAAAGCACUUUAUCUUGGGGUGCCUUUCGUGGCUGAGUGGGUUCGCAACAAAGGACACUUCUGGAAGUCUCAGAUUACUGCAGCAAAAGGUGCCUUUCAGUUACUGCAACUUCAAGAAGACAUCCGCCGACAAUUUAAAACAGAGGGUACUGCCCCGGAGAAUGAUAUUGAAUCACACAUACGUCUAAAUAAAGAUACGUUGAUGAGCUCAUUAUGGAAAUUGAAUGUUGUGGAUAUUGAAGUAACCCUGGUACAUGUGUGCCAAAUGGUUCUCGGAGAAAACAAUGUCAGAAAGGAUGAACUUAAAGCUCGAGCUCAGGCUCUGAAAAUUCUUGGGAAGAUAUUUCAGGAAAAACAAGCACAGAACGACAGAACAUCAAGGAGGAAAACUAUUGCUGAAAUAGAUGAUGAUAGGAGCAGCUCAGACAGCAGCAGUGAAGAUGAUUCACCAAGAGCACUUUCAUACCGAACUCCUCUACUUACAAUGGCAUGUCAUUUUGCGCACACAUUCCCUAUGGUAUUGGGAGACUCUUUAGAUGCCUUUGCAGUCCAGCAUUUGACGUUGAUGACGAUGAAAUUGUAUACAAAAGCAACGUCAGGCAAGGAAGAUGAAUUAGCAUUAUUAUUACAGCAUUGCCUUCAAAAACAAGAUAGCUGAUAACCAAGAUCAUGCCCUCCGGAUGGUCAUCGAGUCUUGUGCUUGGGUGUCUUACAAGAAUUGCUUGUUGUAGGGGGGGAAAGAAUAUAUUUUGCAAAGAAAAUUUUAGUUUGGGAAACUUAACAAAUUUCAGAAACUCUA